AUGGUGCGAGUUGGUCUAAUGGCUGUCCAGGAGGGUGUUAAGACUCCACACCGAAUUGAGCUUUGUGAAGAAAAAAUAGUAAAAUCAAAGAGAAACUGUAGAAAACGCAGAAUUGUGGCUGCAACACCUACUAAAACUGAAAAUGAAGAGUUGACAGCUGAACCACCUAUAAAGAAAGAAAUCAAAUCAAAACCAUUGAAGACAAGCAACGGUAUCAGCAACAUGACUAAUGGUAAUGUUGUUAGGUCUCGAGCGGCUCGUGCUGCCUCACGCUUGGCUGAAAGCCAUAAACUCACUGAAUAUUUUAAAGAAGAAGUGAAAAGUCCUAAAAAUGAACCUGCUUCCCCACCAAUGGAGAAGGCCAAAUACACUGAGGAAAGAAAUAAAGCUGAAGUUAAAACAGUUAAUGGCAACAAUCACAAAUUGACCGAGUAUUUUCCUGUACGACGGAGUGUAAGAAAGACCUCUAAAUGUGUUAUGGCUGAAAAGAUGAGGGAUUUAGAAAGAGCAAUAAGAGAACAGAAAGAAGAUGGACUUAAGGUGGCCUACUUUGAUGGAAAAGGGCGUGGGGUGAUUGCUACGCAGGCAUUCUAUCGUGGCCAGUAUGUUGUUGAGUAUACGGGUGAAUUGGUUGGUGUAGCUGAAGCCAGGGAACGGGAACACAAAUAUGCUCAGGAUCCGAAUGCUGGCUGCUAUAUGUAUUAUUUCAGACUACAAGAUCAGCAGUAUUGCAUUGACGCCACUGCCGAAUCUGGUCGAUUGGGGCGUUUGGUCAAUCAUUCGAGAAACGGAAACCUAUCGACAAAGGCUGUGUGGGUGGAUGGACCAAGAUUGGUGAGUCUUUGCGUCAUCACCCUUGGCUCGCACUUUGACCUGGAUUGCUAA
Messenger RNA from Leptosia nina, 885 nucleotides. The record is from the annotation of a GenBank genome assembly. Lineage: Eukaryota; Metazoa; Arthropoda; Insecta; Lepidoptera; Pieridae.